Messenger RNA from Conger conger (European conger), 1835 nucleotides. It is a transcript of the gene tbce, whose product is annotated as tubulin folding cofactor E. The transcript is spliced from 17 exons. The coding region runs from base 157 to 1767 and encodes 536 amino acids. Lineage: Eukaryota; Metazoa; Chordata; Actinopteri; Anguilliformes; Congridae. Gene Ontology annotation, molecular function: protein binding. The record is from RefSeq and is a predicted model, not a curated record.
UUUGUUUUCAGGGGGGGGACUCAUUUCUUGGUGCACCGUCGCAUAACGUUGACGUCACGGACCAGCCUCUUCUGUAAACUCAUGUAUUUCUGAACCUUUCGGAUUUUGUUUGUUGGCUCGGGCGCUGAAAAGGAACUCUGCCACAGAGUUAGCCCAAUGAGAAUAGUUAAUUCGGAGUCCCCAUCCAGCAUGGCCGAGAGUGUCCCGCCGGAUGCUGUGGGGAGACGGGUCGCCUGUGAUGGAGAGCGGGGAACAGUCCGCUAUGUCGGCGCUGUGCCUCCCACUGCAGGUUUGUGGUUGGGUGUGGAGUGGGACAAUCCUGAGAGGGGGAAGCAUGAUGGCUGUCAUGAGGGAACACGCUACUUUACCUGCAGACACCCCACCAGCGGGUCGUUCGUCCGGACCAAGAAGGUGAGUUUCGGGGUGGACGUCCUCACGGCGAUGAGACAGCGCUACGAGAGUGAGCCGGAACAGGUCACCGGCGAGGAGCUGACGAUCUCCAGCAAGACGGUGGAGAGGGUCGGGUUUGAGGCUAUCUCAGAGAAACAGAGGUUAGAGAACUGCAGAGAAGUCUCUCUGGCAGGGUGUGGAGUCUGCAGCCCAGGACUGGAUGAUGAAAUCUUACAGACAUCUCCCAACAUCGUCAUACUGAACCUGGCUCAGAGCCUGCUGUGCUCCUGGGAGGAUGUGGCCUGCAUCGCCCGACAGCUGACCAAGCUGCGUGAACUCCAGCUAGGACAGAACAGACUCCGCCCACCUGCUGACCCCGCCUCUCUGAAGCCGGCGUUUGCCAAUCUGAAGGUCCUGGACCUCAGUGGCUCCGCCCUCUCCUGGCCUGAGUUGCUCGAGUGCGCCCCCAUGUGGCAUGCGCUGGAAGAGCUGUACGCCUUUGACAAUUCCAUCACAGAACUGCAGAGGCCAAUCGGUGUCCUGCAGUCGCUGACAGUCCUGGACCUGUCCAACAACCCUUUGGCUGAUGGAAGUGAAAUUUUAAAGAUCGCAGAACUACCCAGAUUGGAAAAGCUGAAUUUGUCAAACACGGGGCUGUCCACCCUACAGUUCCCAGAUGUAGACCCAGGAUUAAAAACUGCAAUGUUCCCUGCCCUGAAGACCCUCGUACUCAAAGGCAACAAUAUCUCUGAGUGGUGGGUGGUGAACGAGCUGGACAAGCUGGCCAGCCUGCGGCAGCUGUCAAUCGGCCGGAACCCCGUGCUGAGCGGGGAGAGGAACCGGGAGACCGCCCGCCAGAUCCUCAUCGCCCGACUCGGCCAGCUGCACGUCCUCGACAGCAUGGAGAUCGUUCCGGAGGAGAGAAAGGGGGCGGAGCUGGACUACUGCAAGAUGUUCGGGGAGAAGUGGCUGGAGUCUGGCGGGCACCGGGACCCAGCGAUGGAUCGACCCAGCGCCGAAUUCACCACACUGCACCCCCGCUACCAAACCCUAAUUCAGAAAUAUGGUGCCCCAGAGGAGGGGGAGCUGAAGAAGCAGAAACCCUUCGCCCUGAAAAAUCAGCUGCUGACGGUGACCUUCAUGUGUCCGGACCAGGCCGACAGGAAGCCCAUCCAGAAGAAGAUUCCAGACACGAUGACGGUGCAGAAGGUUAAAGGUCUUCUGUUUCGGCUGCUGAAGGUGCAAGGCUCUGAGCUCAAGCUGACCUAUACCAGCUCAAAGAUGGAGGGGAAGGAGAUAGAGAUAGAUAACGACCUGAAGCCCCUGCAGUUUUACUCCGUAGAGGACGGGGACCUUGUGCUAGUGCGCUGGUCCUAAGAGCCAAGAUGGAGGACGGGGGGGAAGGGGGUUGCUGUCCUGUGAUUGGAUAGAAUAGCAUGAGGCGG